GAGGCCGUGGAAAAUCCGAGGCAGCCAAAAAACAAACGGCGGGCCUUCUUAUCUCCCUCUCCCUCUCUCCUUCUCUCUUCCCUCCCACCAAACAACACCCGCGUCAAGCUAGAAAGAUCUAAGCCCCAGAUCAUCCUGACCACGUGAAGAAGCCUUAGUCUCUCCCCCUCCCCCCUUGCGCCACUAAGUCCCAAUUUAAGAAAAGAGUUCCUUCGGGCAGACAUCAGGCGUUGAGCCGCAACUGUUUCUUCUGAACGGCGCUUGCCGUUUUGUCCGCCCGCGGGAGAGCUGACCGGUGUGAUUCGGCUUGCUUCCCCACGCUCUGUUUGGUGGUUUGAACGCUCUCCGAUCAGAGGGAAAAGGAAGGUACUUUCCACAAGAGAAUUCGCCAGAAACGGGGGCAACGAAAAGAAAAAGAAGAAAAAAAAAUAUCUUAGGACCGUGCACCAAAAUCUGGAUCAUGAGCAUACUGUCCAACAACAACUGAAACAGCAUCCAGAGGUAAUCAUUAAUUAUUCAUCUUUCCCCCAAUAUCACAUAGACCCAACCCGGAACUUGGGAAAUUAUUAGCUCGGUUGGAAGCAAUGGCGGCCGAGGAAGAUCUCUCCGAAGGACGCAUGGCCGAUAUCGUUCGCGCCUUGGAGCUCAUCCACAACCCCUCGUCCACGAAUGAUCUACGCAGAGAGGCCCUGACGUUUGUCGAAUCGCAAAAGGAAAGCAAGUCGGCGGCUCGUAAUGGCUUUCUACUGGCAUCUGGCGCCAACCAGAAUCCGCUGGUUCGCUAUUUUGGCCUAGGUCUUCUGGAUCAUGUUUUGCGACACACGUCGUUUACGGCUUCGGAGCAGGUGCUUGCGUUGAAAGACCUGGUUCUCAAACUGGCAGAGUCCAUCCGCCCAGAAGACCCUCCGUAUAUCCGCAACAAAAUUCCUCAACUAUGGGCGGAGGUUGCAAAGAGAAGCUGGGGUUUGGACUGGAUCGACAUGGACCAGACCCUCUUUCAAUUCUGGGAGGCAAGCCUGGUGCACAAGGAGCUGGUGCUCUCCGUCCUGGAAACCUUGUCUGAAGACAUCUUCUACCGCGAAGACACCGUUUCUUCCUUGCGGGGGACUGACUUGAACAGAGCCCUGGUGGAGAUCUUCACUCCGCUGUCGGUCUUUGAGGAGUUCUAUCCCAAGCGGGAGCACCACGUUGAACUACGAUACGGAACUGAUUCCUGGCUUGCCCGCAUAAACGAGUUCCUUCAAUACUGCAUCGAGAACCUGCAGAACUCGAAGCAAGCGAAAGAUGCGGCACUCAAAGCGCUGGCAACGCUGAAGUCUGUCCUCGUCUGGGCGAUCCCCAAAGCGAUCAUCUCCUCCAAUUGCGUUCCGACUAUAGCCAUGGCUUUGACCUGCAACGACGAGCAGGUUUUGCUGGCUGCCGUCGAAGCCUUGCACUCCUUGUACAGCAGAUCCAAUAUCGACAUCGGAAGCUUCCAGCCACUCGUACACAAGAUGUAUGAAACAGACUACCUGGAUGUCCUGCAGAAAUUGUACCAGUGGUCUGUGGUAGGACCCGAUGACAUCGAUGAUACAAGAUACAUGAUCUCGAAGAAGAUCUCCGAGAUGCUGUCAUACCUUGCAGGAUUCCUUGAGGAGAAGGGGUUUUCUUUGGAAAGCGUUCAUGGCAUGAACCUCCCGUUCUUUUUCCACCUUAUGUUAAAUGUUAUUCAACAUCGAAGCUUAACAGUUUCGAUACCUGUUCUUCAUGUGUGGUCCAAACUAUUAGCUUCUGAGAGGAUUGGAAACACUGAUUUGGUCACUGGCCUGAUCCCCGCCCUGCUAGAAAUUUGUACCCAGCGGCUGGUCCGCUGGGAGUCUCUUCCAGCCGAUUCCGAUGACCCUACAGUAGUGUUCCUCGUUGAGGACAUCGACACCAUUCCCGAAAGACAUGCGUUUGUGGGCAACUACCGCCGUUAUUGCUCCGCCAUCAUCGACACCACCGUCCAAAAGAGACCCCAGGAGGCCAUUCCUCACAUCCUGUCAACCGUCGAUGGCAACCUGGAUAACCUAUACAAUGGGGCUGAGCCUUUCAAUGUAAAAUCGUUCUCGAAAAGCUCGCUUCCCCUUAUGCGUGCCGACACCCAGUUCGCCGUCGUCGAGGCUUUGCUGAGAGGAUACAAUAGGUGGCUUGCAGCACACGGUAAAAUGCCACAGCAGGACGAGCAACAAAGAAGCGAGCUGGAAAGCAUUUUGGAGACUUGGACAUUCAAAUUGAUGCAGAGAGAUUUUGAGGAUCCCAUUUUGAAGCAACGAAUCAUUAAGCUUAUCGUUGAUGUCUCUUCGAAAGCUCUUGACAAGACUCCCAGUUUUGCGCUGAAAGUUCUUGAAUACAUUCUUAUGACGCGCCUUCCUGAUCAACCCGAAUUUCCUGCCUACUCGGAGGCCGUGAAAGAGCUCCACGGUCUGGCCAGCCAUGAGCUUCGACGCCUUGCAAUGCGCUAUGCCGAUUAUUUCGCCACAUUUUACGAUCUGCUUGAACCGAAGAUCAAGGAGAUAAGCCAGGCGAACCGGGUGGAUGACAAGCUACAGAUGGAACUGACUUCGAUUCUAUUAAUUAUCAUGCAACGUGCGAACAACGUGGAACCCCAGGUUCGCCAGUACCGAUUGUCGUCUUUUGUGGAACCCAUUAAUCAAGCAUGGCAAGAAGAGGAACUUCGACAAUUGAGCUCGUCCUUCGGAGGGUUUUGUGAUAUGUUAGGUCUGCAAAGCGUGGGACCAUAUAUGCAGACCAGGCAGGCGCAGAAACUGGAAGAUUGGACCUCAGUGCCUCUAGAUGACGAAGGCAGACGUAUCCAAGAGGAGAUGACAAGGAAGUUCCAGCAAUUGCCCCUGCGUGGCACCAAGACCAUGCUCGCAGUCUCUACGGAGAAGUUGAAAAAGACCGAGCCUGCCUAUGAACUUGCAUGUGGGGUUUGGCAUGACAUUAUCCCCGUCGUACUACCAACACUGCUAUCGCUUGUUAGUAACGCACAUGCUUUCCAUAACCCGGAGAACUGGAGCGGCCUGUCGGUUGAUAUGAAGGCCGUUGUUGAACGCAUCUUGACCGAUAGGUUCUGGCAAGCAGGAAUCUCUACGGGUAGUCGGGACGAAUUCUAUGCUAGAAUCACUUCUUCCCGGGUGUCCCUUGAAGGGUUUGCGUCCUCUGUCAGGGGCAAAAUUCGAGCGGUCCGGGAAUCCUGCUAUUCAAUGUUAUUCAGCAUGAGCAGGCUCAGGGAACAUUUCUAUGGAUUCGCCGAACUUCCAGGACCCCUUUCCCAGGCGUUAUUCAAAGAUUCCUCUUAUCUCUCAUCUCACCAGUUUUCGGUCUUGCUGAACAUCUCGAGAUGCUUGAUCGAUGACUGCCCGGUUCGGUUCAGAGCACAAUUCUUACCUCCCAUGCUGGCAACCCUCUUCACCAACAUUGACCGAAAAGUCACCACCGAGUGGGAAAUUAUUGAACAGCGCAGGGAAGGCCUGGCUGAUGGUGAUUUGACCGAUGAGAUGAAAUCAGAGAGCAUUCUUCGGCAAUUGACAUACUCUGCUGUCAUCAUGGUGGCAAGUCUCCUCGACCCGCAACGAGGAGAUCCCGACGGCGAACCGGCGGAUCCGAGCGCUCCGCAGCAAGCACCGGCGCUCUCUGACUCGAUAAGACAUUUUGUGCUUUCGUCGCCCGAGAUCUUUGAGCCGGUGAUGCUGUUUUGUACUCACGCCCUUCGCAUGCGUGAUACGCGAUGCUGUAGCAUCAUUACUCGUGUUAUUCGCUCCAUCCUUCAGGAUUUCGCCCCUCCCAACCAGUCCGCUACGACUGUGACGAUCCGCGAAUUCAUCAGUUCCGAAGUACUCAAAGCUUGUAUUACAUCUGUACAUGAGCCUUAUUUUGUGGAUAUGCAGAAGGACUUGGCCCAGCUUAUUGCGUCGAUCUGGGUUCUCUACGGCUCGAGCAGCCCGACGCCGCGCUCGGUGAUUCUGAGUCUUCCCGGUCUGGAUGAGCAGCGAGUUGCAAAUGCCGAAGCUGCACUCGUGAGAUCGACGGCAGCACGGCAGCAACGGGCCCUCGUUUUGGAUCUCCUAGAGGGUCUACGCGGGGUCAGCAUCGCCGAACAAGGCAAGAUCCUCGGCAGCCGCGAGGAGCGUCGCAAGGCUCGAAGUGCCUUGCAGGAGAGAUAUAUGACCGCUGAGAUGGAGGGCCAGCAGAACAACAAGGUUGACAUCAAUGACGGACCCGAUCUGGCAGGGGUAGCGGACAUGUUUGGUUAAAGAACCGCUUCCCGUCUCUAUGUCCAUUCAAUGUCUCGAUUGUAUAGUAUAAUGGUUUGGUGUCGUGCGUUCGCUAUCUUCCCAACACCACGUCUCUCACUUCCAUUGCCUGCCUUGUUACAUUCCUUCCGCAUCACGAGCAUAAAAGAAUAUAGAAACAUGACAAUGAAUUUGGUUUAGAGCGGUUGAGAGUACGGGCCUCAAGCUGGCUCAUGUUCGGUUUGGAUUGGUCUCCAGACUAAGUCUCGAGCAACGCCCCAAGAAAACAACAAAAAAGCAUAGAUUGCGGGACUAGUUAAUUUCUUUCAAACGGUAUAUCUACAUCAUACAGCUCUGCUUUCCACUUUCCUGGUACCUCUCUUCUCUCCUGUUUAGAAGAAUUCCGCGCCGGAGCAUUCGACCUUUUUUGACACUCAAGAUCCGUAUAAGAUCAGUUCACGCAUCGCACACUCAAAUAAGGAAGCGAGAAUAAACGUAAACGAGCCCAAGCCCGUUGUAAUUCUAGUCGCUUAUUGAGUGACCUUGGACGGCAUGUAGGCGUAAGUAGGGCGGACGAAGCUGUUCAAACGGGUUAUUAGCAUCAAUCCCACCCUUGGUACCAAUACAAGGAAUUGAAGUGACAUACCGGUCAGAGUUGUAGACCUUGGUCUCGGAUCCGAGGAGCUCCUUCUCACGGGCCUUGUCGGCGUAGUAGCGACGGACCUGGUCACGGUCUUCUUCGGCCUGAAGGAGAGGGACCAGGUGGAGACGGCCCCAGAUCUUCUCACGGGCGAGUUCGCUAGACGAGGGAGAGUCAGCGCACGAGAAUUGGGUAUGCAGAUUUCAACCCCAAGUCAAUUGAGGGGUUUUGAGAUCGAGCCUGUCACGUACUUUUGUUCGCGGAUACCGUAGAAGAGCUUGUACAUGCCGUAGGCCAUGAACAUGUGCAUUCCGAGGAGGUAGUAGACGGGGCGGAAUCCGCGGGCGGGGAUGUUUCGCUACAGAGGGUAACGCGUUAGCCAUUAUUCGUGCAAUUGAGCCUGGGAGACGGCGAUGCGUGUGCGAAUGCGUAGAGAUCAAUCAAGGGCAUCGAGAUGGAGGGCGACCAGGGCGACCGAUGAACCGAAAUAAGCCGGGGCAAGGGCGGGAGACCGCCGAUGAACAAUCGUACCUUAUACUGGACUGGCCCGUAGCCCCCCGAUGGGGGCAUAUCCUGAGGCAUUUUGACGAGAGACGGACGCAGCACCCUUUAUCGAAGUCUGGGGAGGGAUUCUCAGGGAAGAUCGGCCGAUGAUGCUCGAGCGAAGUUGGACGGCAUGUCACGUGUGCCCUUCCCGUUUGGUAAUGCG
Aspergillus melleus is the source of this 5605-nucleotide messenger RNA. It is a transcript of the gene MSN5, whose product is annotated as karyopherin MSN5. Gene Ontology annotation, cellular component: cytoplasm; RNA nuclear export complex; nucleus. The transcript has 7 exons. The record is from RefSeq and is a predicted model, not a curated record. Gene Ontology annotation, molecular function: RNA binding; nuclear export signal receptor activity. Lineage: Eukaryota; Fungi; Ascomycota; Eurotiomycetes; Eurotiales; Aspergillaceae. The coding region runs from base 585 to 4277 and encodes 1230 amino acids. Gene Ontology annotation, biological process: protein export from nucleus; RNA export from nucleus.